UGAAGAAACAAUGCAGAAGAAACCACGAAAAUUGAAAAAGAGAAAGGUGAAUUACAAAAGAAGCCCAAAGGAAGUAAAAAACCCAGCAGAAAUUGAACAGCCCAAUCAAUAUGCAUCUUUGGAUAAUGAGAACAAGCAUGAAACUAAUGCAGAAAAAGUAAAGGAGGACAAUGAAGGUAUUACCGGCAUAAGCAACUCUGAUGAAGGACGAAAGAAAGAGCAAAAAAUAAAAAACCCAGCAAAAAUUGAACAGCCCAAUCAAUAUGCAUCUUUGGAUAAUGAGAACAAGCAUGAAACUAAUGCAGAAGAAGUAAAGGAGGACAAUGAAGGUAUUACCGGCAUAAGCAACUCUGAUGAAGGACGAAAGAAAGAGCAAAAAAUAAAAAUCCCAGCAGAAAUUGAACAUCGCAAUCAAUAUGCAUCUUUGGAUAAUAAGAACAAGCAUGAAACUAAUACAGAAGAAGUAAAGAAGGACAAUGAAGAUAUUACCGGCAUAAGCAACUCUUAUGAAGGAUACAAUUCAAGAACUGCAGUGAAAAGAAAAGAGAGAAAUAUUGGUACCGAAAAGAACAAUGAGGAGGACAUCUUACCAGUGCACAAAACUGAACAUCCAAUUGUAUAUAGAUCACAAAGAAAUAGGAGAGCACCUAUAAAAUACAUGUAUUAAGUACAUAAUUAUUGUUGUAUCAUAUUAA
Molecule: messenger RNA, 695 nt
Organism: Phragmites australis (common reed)
Lineage: Eukaryota; Viridiplantae; Streptophyta; Magnoliopsida; Poales; Poaceae
Exons: 4
Coding region: 11-667 (218 amino acids)
Source: RefSeq, a predicted model, not a curated record